Molecule: messenger RNA, 468 nt
Organism: Nymphaea colorata (pocket water lily)
Lineage: Eukaryota; Viridiplantae; Streptophyta; Magnoliopsida; Nymphaeales; Nymphaeaceae
Exons: 2
Coding region: 1-399 (132 amino acids)
Biological process (GO): nucleoside triphosphate catabolic process
Molecular function (GO): nucleoside triphosphate diphosphatase activity
Source: RefSeq, a predicted model, not a curated record
AUGGGAGGAGAAGCAGAAGAAAGAAAGGAGGUCCAGGAAGUGGGAAAUCCAGAGAUGGUGGAUGUUGGUCUAAAGGAGCUCAAGUGCAGGCUAGAAGAGUUUGCAAGUGCAAGAGACUGGGAUCAGUUUCACAGCCCAAGAAACCUACUCCUUGCCAUGGUUGGUGAAGUGGGAGAGCUGUCAGAAAUUUUCCAGUGGAGGGGAGAGGUGGCGAGAGGGCUGCCAAACUGGGAAGAAGGGGACAAGGAGCACCUUGGAGAAGAACUGUCCGACGUCCUCCUUUACCUCAUACGCUUGGCCGACAUUUGUGGGGUUGAUCUUGGAGACGCAGUCACCAAGAAACUGCUUAAAAACGCCAUGAAAUAUCCUGCACCUGCCAAGAUAUUCCAAACACCAUAAUUCUUCUUCCUGUGAUCAAUCAAUCAAAUACAUGUACCCUUCAAUGAGAACAGAAUAAAGUUAUCUUGC